AUGAAUGAUGCUAAUACUUGUGAGGUUAUUUUAUGGUCUGAACAAGCAGCAAAAACAAUGAAACCUCUCUUUCAUAUAUGUAUUAUAGCAACGAUCAUUCAUGCUCUUUUUUGGAUCCAAAUAAUUGUAUAUCCAACAGUUCCUCGAUGGUCAAUACAAUGGCUAUAUGCUUAUUUAACCACUGAUAUAUUAUUAUUAGUUCGAUUCUUUUUGCUCUAUAUUUAUCGUUGGUGGCCAAUAUGUGUACCAAUUCUUUUUCAUACAAUAAUUUGUUAUUGUGAAGCUAUCUUUGAUAAUUAUCUAAAUCUUUUACAGAGUUAUAUUCUUUUAGCAUUGAAUAUCUGUCGAUACUUACAGAUUGCUCAUAAUCAUAAUGUUUACUCUUCAAAUCGUCAUACAAUUAUUAUUGUUCAUUUUCUUAUUUAUUUUUUACCAUUAUUCAGUCAUAUAAUAGCAAUUAAAUUUGGUUGGACAAUUCUUCAAAAUCCACCAGGUGAUGCAUGUGAUUUAUUGCCUAUUUCAUUUGCGAUGAAGAUUAUAUUUCUUCUCUUAUCUUAUUUCAUACCGGUUAUGCUUACAUUGGUUUUUCUUUCACUCAGUCUUAAUUAUGUUCGUAAUACAGAUGGUAUCCGAACACAACAAAUAGUCGAUGCGCGACAAAAAUAUCACCGUCAAUUAGUGAUACAAUCAAGUGUAUUUUAUUCACUUUGGAUUAUAUUAUGGUCACCACAUAUUCUUGUAUUUCCAUUCUAUUACAAGAAUAGUACAAUUGGUGCUAUUGCACAAAAAUUAAAUUAUAUUAGCAUAACUCUUGAUCCAAUAAUAAUAGCUGCACUUGAUGUAAGGUUUCUACAAGGAUGGCGAUUGACAGGUAAUUAUUUAAAAAAAUAUAUAAGACGACGACAAUCGAUACGAGUUCCGGUGAUACUAUCUAUGAAUUAUCUCGAUUGUGCCACUGAAGCAAAUCAUGAAAAUAAAUAA
Molecule: messenger RNA, 981 nt
Organism: Rotaria sp. Silwood2
Lineage: Eukaryota; Metazoa; Rotifera; Eurotatoria; Philodinida; Philodinidae
Source: the annotation of a GenBank genome assembly